UUGAAAGACGUCAUCGGCCGCAUAACAGGAGCCUUUCUCCGUUGCUCAUUUGAGUGAAAUCGGCUCGGCGCUUGCAAUAUAAACUACAACUAGUGAAACUUCAUGAUGGCUGACAAGGAGGUAACAUCUAAGGACCUGGUGGAUGUGGCAAGCAACAACAAUAUUUCUACCGAUUGGAAAAAGCUUGCUUCCAUUCUUGACGCCAAGAUGUUUACCCGUGGAGCAAUUGGACUAAUCAAGCAGGAGAACGAAGAUGAUAUAUUCAUGCAGACCAAAUCGAUGCUGGAAAAAUGGCACAACAGCCACGCCAGGUCUGCCACUCUUGGGAAACUGAUCAAGGGUAUGGUCAAGUGUGGCUAUACCAAAGACGCUGAAACAAUAUUUGGAGUGCCCCUAGUGACACAGAACACUCCAUCUGGUGGUGGAUCUGAUACGCCUGACGGACAUUCUAAACCAUCAGAUGCUAGACCAUCAGAUGUAUCUUCUGAUCAAACCGGAAUUGGAGUACCGUCAGCAUCAUCUGGAGUCAGUUCGACGGCAGGAGAGACAGAUACCACUGAUGGCAAUAAUAAAUUAACGCCUCUUCUUCCCGUGUUACAUUCUCAAGGCUGGAAGUACGACGUGUUUUUGUGUCAUGCAGGCGAAGACAAAGAAGACUUUGUCUCUCCAUUAAGCAAAGAGCUCAAAGAUAAACAUAAAAUUGUUUCGUUUUUCGAUAAAGUUUCUUUGCUAGAGGAACGCAUGGCACAGACAGACAUUGCAGAAGCCAUAACACUGUCUCCUCUAUUUGUCGUUAUACUCAGUCAUAAGUUCAAAGGAAAACGCUAUCCAGAAGCAGAAGUUAAAGCAGCUUUUGAAUUUGGCAAAGUUGAAAGUGAUCCACUUAGGUUUGACACACGUUACAAGAAAAUCAUACCAAUAUUUUACAAGAUUAGAGCCGACGAUUGCGGGGAAUCUUCCAUCACAAUCUUAAGAAAGUUGUCUCGAAUUACAGGUAUUGAGAAGAAAACUGAUGAAAACGUUACUGGUUUCGUAACUCGCGUUGCGGAAAGUAUUCGAAAACUUGUUGAAGACCAGCGUGUAUAUGGUGAGAUAAAGGUACAUCCGGAGUUGUCAUCUGGUCGAAUACUAGCAACAAUAGUGGCACACUGUACUGCUGAUUCUGCUGUUUUGGAUGAUCUGGGUGCUGAAGGCAAACGCAUAUAUGAAGAAGCUUGCAAAAAGGGCAAGGUCAGAAUUAUUCGCGUCUUGUGUGAUACCCUUGGAGAGGAAGAAUCAGGCAAGUCUUGUUUCGCUGAUUCAUUGAUGGACAAACCAUAUAUUCCAAAUCGAGAGAGUACGAAUGGAGUCAAGGUCAAAAUGAUGACUCAUGCAAUUGGAGAUGGAACCAACUGGAAAGAAUUGGCGAACGAAAAGGAGAGGCAGACACAUAUAAGCAGAUCGUUGGCAAAGAAAUACGUCAACCAUCUCAGGCAGCAGUCCAAAUCUACGAAGAAAGGCAAUGAUGGCACAACGGAAGAUGAGGGUCCGGUAGAUGAGGGACGUGUAAAUGAUGCUCCUGUAGUUGAGGUUGCAGUAGAUGAGGGUUUGGUAGAUGGCUCUUCUCAUGUUUCUCAAUAUGAGCAUUUUCAAGAUGCAAAUAAACCAGAUGCAGACGCAAUAAAGGCAAUCGUUCUCAUGAAUGAAGAUUCAGAGGAGAUGAGCAAGUGCGAAAAUACGACUCUAUUGACACUGAUGGACAGAGGAGGUCAAGACCAAUUUCUUUCCACUCACGCUGCUCUUAUGGCAGAUGACGCACAUCAGUCUACUGUGUGUUUCUUAGUUAUUGAUGGGUCGAAGCCACUAGAUGAAGAAGUAUUGGAAUCCAAAUUUCGUCUACCAGAUGGACGUGUUAUCAAAAAGCCGCGGGAUAACGGUACGACGAGAGCCGACCUUAUCCGAUGCUAUUUCACUGCUCUUUCUGCGGCUUUCCCUGCUAAACAAAAGUUUCCAAACUUUUUAGGAAUGGAGCUAAAGAUUUGCCCACCGGCAACUUUCAUUGUUCUAACCAGGAAAGAUGAAACGGAAAGCCGCCAAGAAUGGGUUACACAGCAAGAGACGAAAUUGUGGGGUAUUAUUUGUGAGCAGAAGUUUGCUAAACAUAUCGUGCAAUACGAGGACAAGAAUGGAGACCUUAAGUUUGUGUUCCACGUAGAUAAUACCAAGUCAGGCACGGGGAACCCUGAUGAUACAAUUCUUCUUAUCAAAAAGAUGAUUGUUAAAAUGGCUAGUAAGCGUUGGAGUGACAAAGACUUGAUUCCUGUAUCUUGGGUCACUCUAGAUAAAGGUCUCGGUCAGCUUCAAAUGGCGGGGCAUGAAGUUCUCGACAUUCGAAGUUUCUACGAAACAGCUGCUGAAAAAUGUGGUAUCGCAGUCUACGGCGAUUUCCAAGAAGCGUUGAAAUACCUCUGCAACCAUGGAUCGAUUGGCUUUUACCAUAACGUUCCUGUACUCAAGGAAAAAGUUCUUCCCAACCUACAGUGGGCCGCUGAUAUGAUGGCGAUUUUUGUUACAGUUGUGGAUGAAGCGAAUAUCAAAGAUAAUAUAGGGUUGAAUGCUGAUCUCAACAAACUGCACCAAACGGGUGUAAUGUCUUGGGAUCUUGCAAAGUUUUUGCUGGACGAAGCACAGUUACUGCUGAAUAAGUCAAAGUCUGUGCUGGAUGUAGCCCCAGUAGUCGAAAAUGUCGACGAUGUCAUCCUCAACCUUUUGGCUCUCUUUGAUGUCAUUGAACAAGCAGUUUCAGUGUCAUCUAAAGCCGAAACGGAGGUCGGUGUAGAACGCAGUCGUGACAUUUAUGUUCCUUGCAUGGUUGUCAGGGACAUGAUCAAGACCUCUUUCGCCUACCAAUUAGUCUUGUUCUCGUCUGCUACUCCUCCACCUCUUUUCAUCGUUCCGAAAGGCUUUAGCAUUUUUCUCAAGCCUCUCUUUUACCGCCUUGUUGUCCGCAUGAUACGCAAGUACUCUUCGAAUAACAUACCAAAUCUCAGCAGGAAGCAGGUUAUUCUUCAUAUCGACCAACACGUAUCACUGGAGUUGGCAUACAUUAAGGAAGCGGUUGUCGUUACCGUUUUCGCUCCCGACGGCAAGGAACUACCGCAGGAUCCAUCUCUGCGUCCAAUGUGCUUUGACGUUCGUGAAACUGUAGUGAAACAACUCACUCAGGCCAAGAAACGAGGCAUGGAUGGCUUCGAGUUUGAACUUUGUGUUCAUAAUGCACUUGAUGAGCUUUCAGUCUAUGAUCCUAGUAGACUCGCAUCACUGGAAAUGUAUCCAGGCUCCAGAGUUCUGGUCGACAGAAAUGGUGACAGCAUUGUGCAUCCUAGACGUCUUUGUGUGUGGUAUAACAAUUGUGACGAAGAUUGUAGGAGUGAUGAGACGGCAACAUUGAAGGACCUUGCACGUCUUGCUAAAAGAAUUCAAAACUACUCGGGAGAGUUUGCUUCUGUAUUGGAUCCGGAUCUAUUUUUUGAGAAAUAUGAGACAAUAAAGCUGAAACAUCCUAGUUCUCCCUUCCUGCAAGCUACGACUAUAUUGCAUGAAUGGAGAAGCCGUCAUGCUGACAAAGCAUAUCGUCGCUUGUUAAUUCAGGCAUUAAUUGCUAUGGAGAAAAGAUUGGAGGCUAAUGAAGUUUUUGGUGAAGAAGUUGUAAGGCAGGUGUCGCCUCAACAUUUAGAGUAAAGAAGUUCAUUCCAAGAUUGCCAGUGUGUGUAGUUUUACUUAAUUAAUAUUGAUUUGCCGAAACCAUGUUAUUCUAAAUGUGAUAAAUAGUUGCAUUAAUUUGCUUUAAAGUAAAAAUGUAUUAUUCAACCUAUAUAU
Messenger RNA from Corticium candelabrum, 3858 nucleotides. RefSeq lists its product as uncharacterized. The record is from RefSeq and is a predicted model, not a curated record. The transcript has 8 exons. Bases 103 to 3720 code for a protein of 1205 amino acids. Gene Ontology annotation, biological process: signal transduction. NCBI's taxonomy places the organism in Eukaryota, Metazoa, Porifera, Homoscleromorpha, Homosclerophorida, Plakinidae. Gene Ontology annotation, molecular function: protein binding.